AUGUCUUUGCGCGCUAUCAAAAAGCGCGAGAAUCAAUUGUUGCCCCCUUCUGUUGUGGGUUCGUCCGCGGCCGUGGCAAACGGUCGCACCAGUCUAUUUAGGAAAUUAACCAAAACAAUUAAGGGAACCCACCAACAUCAGGCAACAACCGAACAUCAGCAACAACAACAAGGUGCUGUGGGGGGCACCUCCUUGCAGUCGUCCAUUAAAAAGCACAAUAAUCACUUGCUGAGUAAUCUAAAACAACAGCAUAAAUUACUGGGCCGUUUGACACAAUCGAACCCGGAAUUUGGUGAACCUUCGGAAACGUUACGCCGUUUGGAGGCCGCCCGUUUGGUUAGAACCAAGUCUGAAGGUGACAUCGAUAAGCUGUUGAGCAGUCAAAAUCAAUUGAAACAAGGUGCUUUGUUGAAUGCAAAAUCCGAGGUUUGCCUGAAGACCAUUUCAACACACAACUACCAAACUGCCAGUAACAACAACAAUUCUAAUAAUAACAACAACCACAUAAAACGUUUGUCACAAUCCGCAAUAGCACCACGUAAGGUGCAACAAUCUAACACAAACAUGUUAAGUGGUGCAAGAUCCCAUCGUGACCUAACACAAUCCUCAUAUGCCUCAACAUCACACCAUCACAUAGAUGUAAUGGCUCACUGCCCAGGUGGUGGUGGUGGGGUACCACCACAAAGACGCAUGAGCGAGGGUAAUUACAAGAGAACACAACGUACAAAUUCCAUGUCCACAAGUGAAAUGACAUCCUCAUCGAUAAGUGGUCUGAGUCAUUCCGUUCCGCCUGUCGAUCCAAAUAGUAUAUUACGCAUACCCAUAAUUGGCUAUGAAGUUAUGGAAGAGCGAGCCCGAUUUACCGUCUAUAAAUUACGUGUUGAAAAUCCCCAUACAAAUGAUUGUUGGCUCGUCCUGAGGCGCUAUACAGAUUUUGUACGUCUCAAUACGAAAUUGAAACAGUCAUUUCCACAUCUCACCCUGAAUUUACCGCGCAAGAAGAUUUUCGGCGAUAAUUUCAAUUCGGUGUUUUUGGAUAAUCGCAUACAAGGCCUGCAAAUGUUUGUCAAUUCCAUAAUGAGUAAAGAGGAAUUGCGGAAGUGUCAGCUGGUAAGGGAAUUUUUCUGUCUGGAUGAACCACCUUCGUAUUCCGAAUCAAUGGAAGAGUGUAGGGCAAUAUUUGAAGCACAAGAGGAGACAAUUGCCCAUUUGAAAAUGCAAAUAAACAACAAAAAUGAUUUAAUAUUACAACUACAACAAAAACUGCGCGAUGUCCAUCAAGAGAAGGAGCAAUUGAAAGAUAUGCUAAACACUCUAAAUAUAAAUCCCACAAAUGGAAAUGCCUAAGAGGCCGAAUAACAAAAAGGAAUAAC
Messenger RNA from Musca vetustissima, 1373 nucleotides. RefSeq lists its product as uncharacterized. The record is from RefSeq and is a predicted model, not a curated record. Lineage: Eukaryota; Metazoa; Arthropoda; Insecta; Diptera; Muscidae. Gene Ontology annotation, molecular function: phosphatidylinositol binding. Gene Ontology annotation, biological process: endosome to lysosome transport; early endosome to late endosome transport; protein targeting to lysosome. Bases 1 to 1347 code for a protein of 448 amino acids. The transcript is spliced from 3 exons. Gene Ontology annotation, cellular component: early endosome; late endosome; extrinsic component of endosome membrane.